GUCAUCAUAUGCUCCUGCAGCCUUAGCUCCAAAGCCGAACCCUUCUUCGUAAAGUUGCUUCCCUCAAAUCCCAUCUCUUCCUUUCUCACAAUACCAUGGCCUCGGGGUUCUGUUACUUCUCAUACCCCACGCUAUACGUCCUCCUCCUCGACCUCUUGGGCCUGGUGAGGUACGCCAUCUUCGUCGUCUCCAAGCAUCUUGGCUUUCUCUUCAGGCGUUCGGAUGCAGAAUCUCCCACCGGGGGCAUCACUCGUCCAGUUCCGCACACGGAAACGAGGCCGCUGUUGUCGCCGACGUCGCUGAAAGCGAGGCUACCGGUGGUGAAGUUCGAGAGCCUCGUCGAGAGGUGGGCGGCGCAGGAGGAACGGAGAGAGCAUGUUUGUGUUAUUUGCAUGCGAAGCUUCGAGGGAAGCCAUGAGGUGAGGGAGCUCAGCAACUGCGCUCAUGCCUUCCACACGGCGUGUCUCGACUCUUGGAUGGAUGAGGGCCGAUGGACGUGCCCUUUGUGUCGAUCGUACCUGUCGUCGUCUUAGGGGUGCGUAGAUGUGUAGUAGGAUCGUAGAGAUUUUGAAGCUUACUAUGGUUCCCACUGAAGCUGCAUCGAUACAUUCCGUAGGUCAACGAUGAAGCGCACUCCAUCUACAGACGUGAGAUGCACUGCGCGCACUACAGCCAUUUAGGUGGCGGUUGUUCUGUAUUCAGAUCUAUU
This is a messenger RNA of Musa acuminata subsp. malaccensis (wild Malaysian banana), 709 nucleotides long. Its product is annotated as brassinosteroid-responsive RING protein 1-like. Lineage: Eukaryota; Viridiplantae; Streptophyta; Magnoliopsida; Zingiberales; Musaceae. Gene Ontology annotation, molecular function: zinc ion binding; ubiquitin protein ligase activity. Gene Ontology annotation, biological process: protein ubiquitination. The record is from RefSeq and is a predicted model, not a curated record.